CACGUCAGCUAGAGACCACAAACAAGCAUCAGCACAAAGUUGUAUCGGAAGAUUUGACUUUUUGACGUAAAUUAUUCGUGUAGUAAAUAUGGCUGACGAACUCAAUGUUGACAGUCUAAUUCAUAGACUUUUAGAAGUUCGAGGAUGCAGGCCCGGGAAGACAGUGCAGAUGUCAGAGUCAGAGGUCCGUGGCCUCUGUACCAAGUCCAGGGAAAUAUUCCUGCAACAGCCGAUACUGUUGGAAUUGGAGGCACCACUCAAAAUUUGUGGUGACAUACAUGGCCAAUACACAGAUUUGCUACGUCUCUUUGAAUAUGGUGGGUUUCCACCAGAGGCUAACUAUCUAUUUCUUGGUGACUAUGUGGAUCGUGGCAAGCAAUCCUUAGAAACAAUAUGCCUUUUACUUGCUUACAAAAUCAAGUACCCAGAGAAUUUCUUUUUACUCAGAGGUAAUCAUGAAUGUGCCAGCAUUAAUCGUAUUUAUGGUUUCUAUGAUGAAUGCAAACGCCGUUACAACAUCAAGCUGUGGAAGACAUUCACAGACUGCUUCAAUUGCUUGCCCAUAGCUGCUAUCAUUGACGAGAAGAUUUUCUGCUGCCAUGGUGGUCUCUCUCCAGAUUUACAGGGCAUGGAGCAAAUCAGAAGAAUAAUGAGACCCACUGAUGUGCCUGACACAGGAUUGCUUUGUGAUCUGCUGUGGUCUGAUCCCGACAAGGACGUGCAGGGCUGGGGCGAGAACGAUCGCGGAGUGUCGUUCACAUUCGGGCCAGAUGUCGUCAGUAAAUUCCUCAACAGACACGACUUGGAUUUGAUUUGUCGAGCUCAUCAGGUGGUAGAAGAUGGUUACGAGUUCUUCGCAAAGCGACAACUGGUGACAUUGUUUUCUGCGCCCAAUUACUGCGGUGAAUUUGAUAAUGCUGGUGGUAUGAUGUCCGUCGAUGAAACACUUAUGUGUUCUUUCCAGAUACUAAAACCAUCUGAGAAAAAGGCGAAAUACCAGUACAACGGAAUCAACAGCGGGAGGCCAGCCACGCCUCAGCGGUCGCCACCUAAGAAGAAAUAACUGACGUUUGGUAUCCAGUGUGCUGCUCAGUGAGAGGAAUGCUACAAAUAAUUAAUUAUAUCAUGUAUUAUAAUUAUUACGUUAGUGUGGUCAUUGGACAGAGCCGAAUAGUAUGUUGUGUAAUGUUAAAAUAAUUUAUCGAUUUGCUUGUGCCUUCUUAUUUUUAAUUUUUAUUAUUGAUGUGAGUGAUAUUAAUUUAUAAAUUUAGUUCUGCCGUCUUUGUGGGUUGAACAGACAUGACGUAUUCGGCGAUGCCUCGGUGACUAUUGCUUUUUCGAUCCCUGAUCUAUGGCAGCCUUAUUACCGGUAUCAUACCUUGUUGUGUUAUCGUAACCUGUUGAUGUUGUAGUAAAUUGUUUCGUUGAUUGUAAAGAGUUUGAUGUGGCAAGCGAUCUUAAAGAUGCGGGCAUUGGACACGAAAGCGUCGUUACAUCUUCACGAUAUCUAUUUAUAAGUUGUAGUGGAUCGGAAGCACAUUCGCUUUGUUUAUUCUGUAACUAUUGUGCCUAUAAAUGUAAAUUAUAUAUAGGUCUCGUAAGCGACGAUAAUUGAUUAAUUUGAAAAAUUCUAGUUUGAAUUAGGCGGAAUUAUUCGACAUGCACCAUCGUCCACAACUUUCCCCUUUAUAUGUAGUUUAUUUCUAGUUAAUGGUAUUUAUUUUAUGGUCCCAACAUGGAACUGGCCUAAGACAUGAUAUUAACCUUCACUUGGUCAUAGCAAUAAGUGUUCCUUAUCAGUUCUAGGACUCCAUUGCAAUGUUUUGACGUGUUUAGGGAGUGAUAUAAUUAUACUUGGUGAAAUUAAUGUUAUUUUGCACUCAGUAUUAUUCUUACGAAUUAAGUAGUUUUCAAAAUUUGGCAACAAAUGAAUGUGAUCUCCCUGCUGAGGCUUAACCUUGCGGCUUGCUAUGGUCUGCUGAGCCUUAAAAAGAAUUUAUAUAAUUUUGGAAGUGUGGUAGAAACAGUGUAGUCCUCGCAACAAUAGUGCAAUUGCUAUAUUAUUAUAUUAUAAAAUUAUAUGCAGAUUUUGCAUUGUACAAUUUUAUUUUUUAGCUAUGUUAACAAUGUCAAAUGAUUUUUCAUUAAUAAAUAUUACUAUUUAAACUAA
Messenger RNA from Manduca sexta (tobacco hornworm), 2170 nucleotides. RefSeq names its product serine/threonine-protein phosphatase PP1-beta catalytic subunit. Gene Ontology annotation, cellular component: nucleus; cytoplasm. The transcript has 7 exons. The coding region runs from base 89 to 1063 and encodes 324 amino acids. The record is from RefSeq and is a predicted model, not a curated record. Gene Ontology annotation, molecular function: protein serine/threonine phosphatase activity. Lineage: Eukaryota; Metazoa; Arthropoda; Insecta; Lepidoptera; Sphingidae.